Peromyscus leucopus (white-footed mouse) is the source of this 2123-nucleotide messenger RNA. RefSeq names its product NFIL3 like basic leucine zipper (gene Nfilz). Bases 148 to 984 code for a protein of 278 amino acids. NCBI's taxonomy places the organism in Eukaryota, Metazoa, Chordata, Mammalia, Rodentia, Cricetidae. Gene Ontology annotation, molecular function: DNA-binding transcription factor activity; DNA binding. Gene Ontology annotation, cellular component: nucleus. Gene Ontology annotation, biological process: circadian rhythm; regulation of DNA-templated transcription. The record is from RefSeq and is a predicted model, not a curated record. The transcript has 2 exons.
AUUUUCUGAGCUACAGCUUGGCCAGUGGAACUUCAUGUUUACACAUUCUUUCUUUCUAGGUACAUCCUUCCUCCUGUCUUCCUCCGGAUCUGAGAUUGUUACACAGCUCCUGUAUAGGCUGAUCUUCUCAGGGGUGCUGAGACAGCUAUGAAUGUGGAUACCUUGGGCCUGCCCAACGUAUCUCAUGGUCCCAGCAAAGCAUUCUGGAGCACUCGCAGGGAUCCACCGAUGCGCCGACAGAGGGAGUUUAUGCCUGAAGAGAAGAAGGACUCAGUUUACUGGGAGAAACGGAGAAAGAACAAUGAGGCGGCCAAGCGGUCCCGGGAAAAGCGACGUCUCAAUGAUGUGGCCAUUGAAGGCAGGCUGACCAUGCUGCUGGAGGAGAAUGCUGUACUAAGGGCUGAGCUGCAAGCACUCAAACUUCGAUUUGGCCUUUUGCCUUCUGUGUGUGGUCCCCGGACAUUGCCCUUACAGGCCUUGCUGUGGAAGUCUUCCUGGACUGGGGACUCCCAUUCAGGGGCUGACUCAUUCUUAUCUUUGCCUGGUGCCCAUGGUUGCCUGUUCAAACCAUAUGCCGUAGAUUCUGGGAUUCCAGGUUGCUCAGGCUGUCUGGUAGCUCAAGGGUGGGCUGGCUUAGCUGCUUCCCCCAGGUUCUUGCAGGAGUCACAGCCCCUGAUUCCUAGAAUAGUUGACAGGACCUUUCAUGCCACCUUCCCAGCGGCUAUCUUUGGUUGUCAUUUCUUAGAUGGGCAUAUGGGACCCAGAGCACAGCUCAAGUCUUGUUGUGGGCUGUGGUCACCUGUGCCCACUGGAUCUCAUGCCUCAGAGCCCUCAGAUAUACUGCUGACAUCCUCUGAGAGUUCCAUUGGGUUUUCACCUGAUAUGACCUGCCCUGUCCCAGGUGACAGGUCUGAGGGUCUGACCCAGACUUCCCUGCCUCACAAACUGCGGAUCAAAUCCCAAGCCUCAAACAGCUUAUGUUGAGUUUGGGGGGUUAGUCAGGGAAGUCUGAGAUAUGCCUCUGGCCAGGUCCAGACCUGCAAGGGGAUGGUUAAAAUUAUGCAUGGGUGUUUAUAAGGGAUGUGUGGCUUGACUUUGAUUAGUUACUAAGACUGGACAGGCCUUAAGGAAGUUGCUCUUACUGGGAGGAUACACCUCUUGGAACCAACACCAGGGCUCUAGGUGAAGAGGGGAUGAGGUCCCAUAUUGAAUUAUGUCAUAAUUUUUACUUUGCUCUAAAAUCCAGGUUGCUCCAUCUCUUCACUCAUCAUCACCCAAUCACCCAUCAGUUCAUCCGAUGAUUGUUGUUGUCAUCUAGCCAUCCAUUUAUCCUUCAUAUUUACACUAGUCAACUCAUCUUCCCACCCAUCUGCCCUUCUGUUUACUCAUCUUUUAUGUAUCUAUUUUCCAUUCCCUCACUUACGUAUUUCUAUCCAUCCUUCCAUCUAUCCACUUUUCUUCUUACUCAUUUACCCAUCUAUUUAUUGAGAUUUCAUCCAUCCAUCCAUCCAUCCAUCCAUCCAUCCAUCCAUCCACCCACCCACCCAUCCACCCACACAGCCAUCCAUCCAUCAAACCUCUCAUCCUUCACAACCUUUAUCUUUUCAUCCAUCUUAACAGUCUAUUUAUCUUCCCACUCAUCUGCCUGCCUGACCUCCUGUCUUUUUGUCUAUGCUGGCUAGUUUUUAUGACAACUUGAAAGAAGCCAGAGUCAUUUUGGAAGAGGGAAGCUCACCUGCGAAAAUAUCUCCACCAGACUGGCUUGUGGGCAAGCCUGUGGUACAUUUUCUUAAUGAUAGAGGUGGGAGAAUUCAGCUCACUGUGGGUAAUGCUACCCUAGACAGGUUGUCCUGCAUGUUAUAAGAAAACAGGCUGAUCAAACCACAAGGAGCAAGAAAGUCAGCUAGCAGCACUCCUCAAUGGCCUCUGAAUCAGCUCCUGCUUCCAGGUUCCUGCCUUGUUUGAGUUCCUGUCCUGACUUCCCUUAGCAAUGGAGCAUGACCUGAGAGUUGUAAGCUGAAACUAACCCUUCCCUCUUCAACUUGUUUAUGGCUAUGGUGUUUUUUCACAGCAAUAGAAUUCCUAAGACUCUAUGUCUGUCUGUCUGUCUGUCUAUCUUAUCU